Mytilus californianus (California mussel) is the source of this 3387-nucleotide messenger RNA. RefSeq lists its product as uncharacterized. The transcript is spliced from 3 exons. The record is from RefSeq and is a predicted model, not a curated record. Bases 444 to 1463 code for a protein of 339 amino acids. NCBI's taxonomy places the organism in Eukaryota, Metazoa, Mollusca, Bivalvia, Mytilida, Mytilidae.
AAUAUAACUGUUCAUCAACUAACCAUGAAACGUCUUUCAAUCUCUGAGACUCAGGUACUUGUGAUAACUUAGUCAUGCAAAUUUGAGGUAAGUUAUAUAUAUUAAUAUUUCAAAAAAGCAUAAUAACCCCCCUUUUAUGUAAUGCAUUGACAAUUGCUCCCUUUUGUUUUAACGGCUUACAGUAAACGCUUUUUCAAGUUGCGCAUAAAUUAACAUUGGACGAACGUGACAACCAGUUGAUUUUCGGAAGGAGGGCAGUCUUAUCCAAGACAGGAUAAAAACGUAUGGUCUGCCCAACAAAGUAUCAUUAUUGACGAUUACAGACUUUCUCUAUCAAGCAGUAGGGGGCUUGGUGACUGGCCGAGUGGUAUAAAUAUUACUAGCAUGUCAACACUGAAGAUGUAAGUGCAAGCCCCGCACGUGGCAGAAUAUAAAGAAGAGGUAUGUUGACAAAAAAGAGAUUUUUCAUUGGUUUUAUGGUAUUAGGCUUCCUUAUUUUAUGGAGUAUAAUACACGGAAAUAUUAUAACGACAAUGAUGGAUCAAGCAAACAUGGCAAUGCAUUCGUUAACAAUGCCUACACCUGGCCAGUAUAAUUUGUCCUAUGAAUUGAAAUCCAUUCGUCACGAUUGUGGACAACUUUGUAAUACAUCAAGACAAGGGUCACCAGGGCCGUAUUUUGAUCAUAUACUUGCACCAAUUGAUUGUAAUGCAAUAUUAAGGAAUGCAUAUGUAGACCGGGGUCAUGGAUUACCUCUUGCACCGGAAACAAUUCCAAUAGAGCUAAUGAAUGAAUUUUCAAUGAAUAAUCGUAUUCCAGUGAGGUACUGGCACUUAAAUAGCCAAUAUUUAGGUAAAAAAGCAUCGAGUCCUGUGUGGACAGAGAAAGCUAUUGAAGACUGGAUACUUCUAGCAAAAGAAGGUAAAUUAAAGGGCAAUUACGGUGUAGGAGAAACAAAUGCUCUUAGAGAUGGAUUAAAACAUGCACCAGGGAUUAAAGACGGUAGGGUUUUAGUAAUAGGUUCAGAAAUUCCAUGGGUUGAGGCAUGCGUACUUGAAGCAGAAGCACGUGAAGUAGUGACAUUAGAGUAUGGCAGUAUCAAAUCAGAACACCCAAAAGUGAAAACCAUGGUCCCGUUUGUAUUUCGUAUGCGUUAUCUUAACAAUACUUUAGGAACAUUUGAUGCCAUCGUUACAUUUAGUUCUAUAGAACACUCAGGAUUAGGGAGAUAUGGGGACGCAUUGAAUCCGUGGGGUGACAUUAUUGCUGUAGCACGAGCAUGGUGUGUAACUAAACCUGGAGGUUCACUUACAAUAGGUGUGCAGUAUAAAUAUAAUCAUGAGUUUCUCAAUUUUAAUGCUCAUAGAUGGUAUGGUAAAAUAAGAUAUCCAUACUUAACUACAAAUUGGAAACAACUUUACAGGGGAAUAGGCAAACAACGCGUCCAUGUUUUCACGAAAUAACAAUAAAUUCUUGUUUUUCGACAGUUUUACAGAUUUUCAGAAGACGUGAAUGUUAUAAAGAAGAGAGUUACAAUUCUACAUGCAAUGGCAAUUUGAAUUCGAAUCAAUUGUCUCCGUGUGCGUCAGCUGUUUGUGGGUGCCGAAUUAGGUUAUUUAAAAGGAUUACGUUUUUCAGUUGAAAGAGGAAGACGUUUGCAGAUGAAAUGAAGGCAAGCACAACCGUGACAAACAAAGAAACAUAUAUACAUUUUGUACUCCACAACGGUAUAAUGUGAAUGUAAACAACCAUACGGAAUUCAACAAUGAGCAAAACCCAUACCAUACAGUCAUAAUUAUUUAGUUAUGUUUUAAUUUAUCAAAAACAAAAUCAAUGUUAGAACUGAUAAAAUAAUAUUCAAAGAUCUUACUACAGUGAUAGCCUUUAAGAAUUAGUUUAUUUUGAUCGAGCAUCAAUCAGUUUACAUGACCGUAUCCGAGUUUAUGAACUCUAUAAACAACAUCACCGUAAAAAGUUGAAUGUGAUAUCCCUUUUUUUUAAUAAGAAUUCUACGGGUAAAGCCAACAUUCCAAACCAGAUCUUUGUAGAGGACGUUAAUAAAAGUUUAAAGUAAUUAAACGAAAUCCUUGACUUGAUAAGUACCACUGUUUAAGGACUAAACAAGGGUUGCUCCGAAGUAGUAGUGAGCAUUUUCGUCGAACCUGCGACUUUAAUCGCAAAAGCGAGACAUAGCGAUCCUACAUUCCUUCGUCGGCGUCGGCGGCGUCCACAAAUAUUCACUCUUUGGUUAAAGUUUAUGAAAUUUUAAUAACUUUCUUACACUAUCCUGGAUUUCUACCAAACUUGGACAGAAGCUUGUUUAUGAUCAUAAGAUAGUAUCCAGAAGUAAAUUUAAAAAAAAAUCCUGUUUAUUCGUAUUUUACUUAUAAAUGGACUUUGACAUAAUCUUUCAAUCAGUUUAAUUGAGGUCUUGAGCUGGCAUGUCAGUAACUUCUAGUAGUCUGUUGUUAUUUAUGCAUUAUUGUCAUUUUGUUUAUUUUCUUUUGUUUCCUAUUCUGACAUCGGACUCGGACUUCUCAUAUACUGAGUUUUACUGUGCGUACUGUUGUACGUUUGUUUUUACUACAUUGGCUAGAGGUAUAGGGGGAGGGUUGAGAUCUCAAAAAACAUGUUUAACCCCGCCUCAUUUUUGCGCCUGUCCCAAGUCAGGAGCCUCUGGCCUUUGUUAGUCUUGUAUCAUUUUUAAUUUUAGUUUCCUGUGUAUAAUUUGGAGUUUAGUAUGACGUCCAUUAUCGCUGAACUAGUAUACAUAUUUGUUUAGGGGCCAGCUGAAGGACGCCUCCGGGUGCGGGAGUUUCUCGCUGCAUUGCAGACCCAUUGGUGGCCUUCGGCUGUUGUCUGCUCUAUGGUCGGGUCGUUGUCUCUUUGACACAUUCCCCAUUUCCAUUCUUAAUUUUAUUAUUAGUUUUUCUUCCAGUUAACAUUACAUACAGUCUGCAGUUAAAGUUUUAAAAAAUUUAAUAACUUUCUUAAACUAUCCUGGAUUUGUACCAGACUUGGACAGAAGCUUGUUUAUGAUCAAAAGCUAGUAUCUAGAAGGAAAUUUUGUAAAAAUUUAUUUCCUGUUUUCCCGUAUAUUACUUAUAAAUGGACUUAGUUUUUAUCCCAGGUAACAUUACAUACAGUCUGCAGUUAAAGUUUUUAAAACAUUUAUUAGAUUCAUAAACCAUCCUGGGUUUUUACCAAACUUGGACAGAAGCUUCUUACGAUCAAAAGAUAGUAUCUAUAGGAAAAUUUUUAAUAGUAUUCUCCCCUUUUUUUUCUAUUUACAUGCAUUUUUAUUGAUGAAUUGAGGGAUAAAUCAUCAAGCAAUGUAAAAAUUAUCUUCUUUAUCAAUUGUUCAUUCAAUAAAUUUAUGUUUCAACA